UUGUUUCUUAUUGCAGUUUCGGAUGACUUUCGAAUAGAGUUUGAACAGGCGGAUAUCGGUAAAAACGACGAUGAUGCUGGCGGCAGAUUCGUCCGUUACCAGUUUACCCCACAGUUUUUACGGCUGAAACACGUCACAGCGACCGUAGAGUUCAUCGUUGGCAACAGGACGGUGAACAAGUUUCGCAUGAUCGAACGCCACUACUUCAGAGACUCGCUGCUGAAGAGUUUCGAUUUCGAGUUUGGCUUCUGCAUCCCGAACAGUCGCAAUACCUGUGAUCACAUCUAUGACUUCCCACAGCUUUCUGAGGAAAUGAUGGAGAAAAUGAUCGCAAACCCCUAUGAAACACGGUCUGACAGUUUCUACUUCGUCGAUGACCGCCUCAUCAUGCACAAUAAGGCUGACUAUGCAUACGAUGGUGUUGCUUGA
Soboliphyme baturini is the source of this 429-nucleotide messenger RNA. Lineage: Eukaryota; Metazoa; Nematoda; Enoplea; Dioctophymatida; Soboliphymatidae. The record is from the annotation of a GenBank genome assembly.